Messenger RNA from Penicillium atrosanguineum, 2859 nucleotides. RefSeq names its product ATP-binding response regulator. The record is from RefSeq and is a predicted model, not a curated record. The transcript has a single exon. Gene Ontology annotation, biological process: protein autophosphorylation; phosphorelay signal transduction system. NCBI's taxonomy places the organism in Eukaryota, Fungi, Ascomycota, Eurotiomycetes, Eurotiales, Aspergillaceae. Gene Ontology annotation, molecular function: histidine phosphotransfer kinase activity; phosphorelay sensor kinase activity. The coding region runs from base 1 to 2859 and encodes 952 amino acids.
AUGUCCGAAACGCCCGAGUCCGAUGUCCCUAACUCCGUACCGCGACCCGUCAUGUCCUUUUCCUCCUGCAAGUCUGAAGCCGUCAACGAUGGGCUUGCGACCGUGACCGAAGAUGGGGACAUGCAGUUUGACCCUUCGGGUCGCUCCUGGAACGAUGGCGCUCAAACGACCGCCAUUGAGCACCUCGUGACCCUCAAAGAGGGCUUGCACACCCCGGAUACUGAGUUGUUCUGGAAACGGCUCAUGGAAGAUAUCACGUUGAUGGGCAAGGCCCAGUAUGGAUUCGUCGCCCGCAGAGUACAUGGUGGCGAACCUAUGGCCGAACUUGGCGGGCGGCGCCCGACCCUCUUCGGUGCCGCGUUCUAUUACAACGACGGCUACCAGACCGUCGGGCUGCAGCGACACCGGUAUUUCGCAGGCGGAAACCCUCUUUUGCAUAUGGAUCAUGAGCGACCCUGUCUGAUUCCCGAAAACCUCAAAUCUUUGGUAUCAUUUGGAGACGACCAGUUGCCGUUUGCUGCUGAGGCCUACUUGGCUAUCCCCCUCUUCUCAGCCGGCAAAUGCCUAGCAUAUCUCGGUCUGAUGUGGUCUUCUGAAGGCCUCCGUACUCGAACCCUGUCCUGGACUUUUCUGGAAAUGAUGUUACAUUCUCUCGAGGACAGGGUCGUUCAAAGACUCCUACUAGACGAAAUGUUCACCGGCCAGAGUCUGAAUUCUGUUCCAACGUCUGAUACGUCGAUUGUUCAAAAUAACCAAACAGCUUCCUUCAACGACGCCUUUGAUUUCACAUCCCAGCCACUCAAACCGUACGCACGCAGCUUAUCCCACGAGCUGCGGACUCCAAUGCAAGGCGUGGUAGGCAUGCUCGAUGUUAUGCAUGCCACGGUCCGUGAAGCGAUGGAGAGCAAGACCCCCGUGAAGUCGGGUGGUAUCUUCCAAGCUCUUAAAGAGGGCAUUGAGAUGGUUCAAGACAGCGCAAGACGUGCUGUCGAAGCGGCCGACAACGUUGUACAUGCCUAUGAUCUCAACAUGCAAGUCCCCAAAACACCACAACGGGAGGAAGAGAACGGCAUGUUUGAGAACCAAGGUCCGCCGCCCGUGACGAGUGAGCGUCGUCCGAGUGUUUUCAUUGAAGGAAACAACAUCGCAGUGAACCCGUACAAGAGGCGACGGAGUCUUCCCCUCGACAUGAGCUCUGGUGGUCCAGCUCCCCGCAGGCAAAGAACCCGAGCAUCAUCAUCGCGACAAGAACUAUCACCUCGCAGUGAAGAAGUCAAGAAUGCCGUCCACGAGAGUGAACAGAUCGUUCAUGCUACACCCGCCCGCCAAAUCGAAGCAGUCAUGGCUAACAUGGUCGAUCCUCGCCCAUCAAUCGCCGUUCGACGGUCAGCCCCCCACCUGCUACUGGAAGGCAUCAAUAUGAACCUACGGGGUCCAGCUCUGCGUUUCACAAAAUUGCGGGACCUUCUCCGCUUGGUGAUCAACGAGUCUCUCCACGUUGGCGGCAGGCCUGACUCUGCUGUCAGCAAUGCAACCGAGUCUGGUGAGAAAAUUGAAAUUCGGUCUAAAACGUCGAAUGGAGAAAUUCACACCAAGAUUGUGGACUGGUCUGUUGACCCGGCUUUGCCCGACACCCUGCUUGCCGACGACAGGGAUCUGGCUAAGUUGAUCUCGUGCGUCUUUCUCAAUGCCAUCAAAUUCACAAACAGCGGCACAAUUACGUUAUGUGCGACGAUUGACACCAAAACCAACGAUGUCUUGAUUCGCGUGCGUGAUACUGGCCCUGGCAUUCCGGAAGCAUUCAUACCAAAUCUCUUUAAACCAUUUGCUCGCGAGGACGCAUCAACGACUCGCAGUAAAGAUGGAUUGGGCUUGGGACUUCUUGUCGCGAAGGGUCUCUCGCGGAAGAUGGGAGGUGAUCUGAUUUGUGUUCGCUCCUCGACUACCGGCCCCGAUCACGGCUCCGAGUUCCAGAUCCGUGUGCCCGUGAACCAGCGGGAGGCUUAUAAUCGACUUGGAACCCCGAAUGAGAGGACCAUGACACCCCCAAUGAUCAACGACCACUCCCGCCAGGGCAGUGCCAGCAGUUUCAUCUGGGAAAAUUCUGCAUCCAUCUCCCCUUCUUUGCCUCCGAGCCAGCUGCAACAACCGACACCUAGUACCGGUGAUGAGAAAUGUUCUGAGAGCCCGACACCGCCGCCAACAUUGCCGCCAUCCCGACCGAUUCGCUCGCAUCUCAACCGGGACUUCUACGAUAAGAAGCUCGGCGAGAAGUUUCCAUUACGUUUUCUCGUUGCGGAAGAUAAUCGAAUCAACCGCCGUGUGCUAAUCAACAUGCUGCGCAAGCUGGGCUACCGGGACGUCCUCGAGGCUGCCGAUGGCAGAGAAGCCGUUCAAAUCGUACAAGACCUUUUGUCUGCGUCAACCACCAAUAGCAUCAACCCAGAAGGAGAUUCUAGUGUCACUGCCCAGGCAAGUGAUUUGUCGAAGGUGAAACCCAUCGACAUUGUGCUCAUGGAUCUCUGGAUGCCCGAAAUGGAUGGUUACGAGGCGACGUCUCGAAUCCUUCAGAUGAUGAAUGAUCACCGGAGGCAAUAUCCUGGACCCAACGAUGGCUCAAUGCAGAUAGACAACACUGGUCAUCUCGAUUACAUGGCUGUCGAUCCAACCUCACCUACGAUUCGAGCUCCGCAGCCUCCCACCGUGCUCGCUGUCAGCGCCGAUGUCACUGACGAGGCGCUGAAUCGUGCCUCGAAAGUGGGCAUCAAAGGCUACAUGACGAAGCCUUACAAACUUUCAGACCUCGAACGACUCAUCGUUAAGUUCUGCGGUCUUACUGCCGACCCCGCCGCGGCGUAA